Stegastes partitus (bicolor damselfish) is the source of this 3346-nucleotide messenger RNA. It is a transcript of the gene scd, whose product is annotated as stearoyl-CoA desaturase (delta-9-desaturase). Lineage: Eukaryota; Metazoa; Chordata; Actinopteri; Pomacentridae. The coding region runs from base 151 to 1167 and encodes 338 amino acids. Gene Ontology annotation, cellular component: endoplasmic reticulum membrane. Gene Ontology annotation, molecular function: stearoyl-CoA 9-desaturase activity; iron ion binding; palmitoyl-CoA 9-desaturase activity. The record is from RefSeq and is a predicted model, not a curated record. The transcript has 6 exons. Gene Ontology annotation, biological process: unsaturated fatty acid biosynthetic process; monounsaturated fatty acid biosynthetic process; response to fatty acid.
AUGCGUUCGCUGCAGAGCUGACUAUCACUCUCCCUUUUCUGGGUUACUGUAGUUUUGGGUUAAACAGACCACCUCCGUCUCCGUGUAACACUCCGAAUACCGUUUCUACUGCCCGGGCGUCUUCGAGCAUCACCAAGAACCGCAGCCACGAUGACGGAGGCGGAGGCGUUGGAGAAGAAGCAGCACAAGUCCAGCAGCAGCAGCAGCAACGGUGAUGUUCUUCCAGAAGCCACCACCAGAGAAGACGCGUUUGAUCACACGUACAAAGAGAAAGAGGGCCCCAAACCUGCCCGGAUCAUCGUAUGGAAAAACGUCAUACUAAUGACUCUGUUGCAUAUAGGAGCCCUGUACGGCUUCUUCAUCGUCCCCUCAGCAGCUCCUUUGACCUUGCUUUGGUCUGUACUUUGCUUUUUGAUAAGUGCUUUAGGAGUAACAGCAGGAGCUCAUCGCCUGUGGAGCCACAGAUCGUACAAGGCCAAAUUACCUCUAAGGAUCUUUCUCGGUGUCGCUAACUCCAUGGCGUUUCAGAAUGAUAUCUUUGAAUGGGCGCGAGACCACAGGGUUCAUCACAAGUAUUCAGAGACGGACGCUGACCCUCACAACGCCGUGCGGGGCUUCUUCUUCUCCCACAUCGGCUGGCUGUUGGUGCGCAAACACCCUGACGUCAUUGAGAAAGGACGCAAGCUGGAGCUCAACGACCUGCUGGCUGACAAAGUCGUAAUGGUUCAGCGGAAGUAUUACAAGCUGUCCGUGCUGCUCAUGUGCUUCUUCAUCCCAAUGUUCGUGCCUUGGUAUCUGUGGGGAGAGUCUCUGUGGGUGGCCUACUUCGUCCCGGCCCUGCUGAGGUACACCUUGGUGCUGAACGCCACGUGGCUGGUGAACAGCGCCGCUCACAUGUGGGGAAACAGGCCCUAUGACAAGAACAUCAACCCCAGGGAGAACAAGUUCGUCACUUUCAGCGCUAUAGGUGAAGGAUUCCACAACUAUCACCACACGUUCCCAUAUGACUAUGCAACCAGCGAGUUUGGCUGCAAGUUGAACCUUACGACUUGUUUCAUCGACUUCAUGUGCUUCUUGGGCCUGGCCAAGGACCGCAAGAGAGUGUCCCACGAGCUGGUCACGGCCCGGAUGCAGCGCACCGGAGACGGGAGCCACCGCAGUGGCUAAGGUCCGCCGAACUGUGGUCAGCUUCGAGGCGGAACAACCGAUAGGAAGAAGCUUCACAGUCCUUUGACGGCUACACAUUUAUCAUCUUCUGAGGAUAAACGUCAGCUUCAUGAGGGCCUUGACCACAUUUUGCUUGUUUUUGUGGUUUUUGUAGCUGUACCUAAACAAAUUGUUCAAGAUGGGGAAAAAAAAAACUUAACCAAAAAAAAUUUAACCAAACAUGCUUUGCAAAGCUCUUCGCCUCGAUUCCCGUUGUUCAGUCGGGCCGAGGGUUUGCAAAGAUGUUUUCAGAUUUGAAGUAGAUACGUUUUCAGAGUCGACUUCAUUCUCCGCUGUUUCGCCACUUUGGUGUGCAUCCUUCAUGCAAGGUCAGUCAUGUAGCCGAUCAUUUUUAUGUAAGUAUUACUCAAUUAUUACUCGAAACCGACACGAGGCGGAGCACUGGAAUAUGACGAAGUUUUAACUGACUGAAGGUUGGAGACUGUUGCCUUUAUUGCAUUUUACAGCAGGUUUUUAACAGUUCUCAUAUUUAAAUUAACUUUUUGAGUGCUUCAGAUUAGGGGAGGGGGGAAGAAGAAAAAAAAACAAACGGGAUUUGAAAUUUUGUUUAGAAAAGAAAAAAAAAAAGCUUGUUAAAGAAAUAUAGCACAUGAUGGAAGAAUAAGGGAACCCAGACCUUCUUCUGACUCUGACAACCCAGAACUAUAUUUAACCUGCAGCGUGUUUCGGUGUGUAACGUGGUGGUCGUCGUCUUCUGCAGGAAACCGCACCAAAUAUGUGGAAGAGUCGAGGCGCUCGGAGGAAGAUUAGCAUGUACUAUAUUUAGCCUGGUGCAGCAAUUGGCUGGAGUUUUUCUCAUGACGACAUACGGGACGUGUUCGGGUCAAAACUGCCGUCGCUCAACGAUUUCACUGAGAAAACUUGAAGCGUUUAAUCGAGCUGUUUUUAAUGAGUAUAUCAUAGUGCCAAGAGCAUCGUGGUGGUGGUGCCGCCGUCUCCGUGGUCCACCGGAGCGCCGACUGCUUCUUCACUUUACAUGAUUGUGGAAGUUUUUUAACGUCGUGGCAUCAGUGGCUUUUUUCGCUUCCUGGCUUCUUAUCCGCCAUGUCCCUUCUUGUUUUUUUGUUUGUUUUUGUCUUGAAAACAUCUGCAGCAGAGAUCUCAUUGGUCAGUGCAGCAGCCGGUCGUGUGGCGGUUCUGGUGUUGCAGAACAACAUGCAUGGCGGUGUACUGUGGUGAGGUGUUGUGUCGGUGACCGUGAUGGCAGAACUGUUUUCGUAACGUGCUGUGGAGCUGCGUCGCUUUUUUUCGGAUCAUCAGAACUGUUGCCGUGGUGAUUUCCGAGACGGGGUCUGGUUUCCCUUUGAUGUCCUGCAGAGGUGGUCGUCAUGGCGAAAUUUUUCGGUGCAUCAAUGUUCAUGUUUAUCUUGGAUUCUGGUUGUGUGGAAUGCUUCUCUUAUUUAUGUAUUUAUUUCAGGAUUUUUCUUAUUGACUUUAAAAAAAAAACAGAAAAACAUUUGCUCUAAAGUGAACCAGAUGUUUCUGCAUUCCAAGAUUUGGCAGACGGUAAAAUCUAUGUACAAAAAAAAAUCUAUCUAAACCAAACCGGAGCACCUGUUUGUUUAUUCCCAAGAGUCAGGAUACAACCUAAUGCCUUAUGACUUGCAUCCAUUCCUUCGCAUCCUGUCAGCUAAGACUAAAAGGUUCACAAAUACUAAAUCUGAGUUGAGUGUUUACAGAAUAAAGCGCCGGCCGGGCGGAGCAUCGUUUUUAUUCUGGAACCACGUUUUAAUUUAGGCAAACGGUAGCAUGACAACACGAGGUACUGUAAAUGCAAAUAGAGGACAGAGUGUCAUCCUGAAAGAAUCAGAUACAAACCCAGCAGCCGCUGCAAGCGUUCGACAUUUAACUUGCAAAACGUGGGAUCGUCUCGGUCCGUCGCGGUGAAGAAAGGUGCUGUCACGAGGAGCGUUAGAACAUUAUCGGAGCACCUAGCGACAAUAUCACAAGCCAUGCAAACAACUCCUGCUGUCCAGAGCGCCAAAAUCUGCAUUUUCCUAACGAGGAGGAGGAGGAGGAGGAUCCAAAAGGUUUUCAGUCUGACCAUGUCAAAUCUCAACUGUAUUCUAUUCUGAAAUAAAAAUUCACAAUAUUUUCAAUACACUCGUAAUUCCAUGAA